Ilex paraguariensis (yerba mate) is the source of this 872-nucleotide messenger RNA. The record is from the annotation of a GenBank genome assembly. NCBI's taxonomy places the organism in Eukaryota, Viridiplantae, Streptophyta, Magnoliopsida, Aquifoliales, Aquifoliaceae.
AAAAAACAAAAAACUUUGAGCCAGCUUGUCUUUCUCUCUCUUAAGUCUCAAACCACCCAUUAUAUUCAUGGCUUCUUAUCAGAGCUUGAGCACUUUGGCCAUUCUUGCUCUAGGGCUUUCUUUGUGCAUACAGGGAACUCUGGGGUCCAUAGCAUGCGAGAACCUCAACAAAGACUCAUGUGCCUUUGCAAUAUCGUCUUCCGGAAAGCGUUGCGUGCUUGAGAAGCAUGUUCGUCGAAGCGGCGAGGAAGUUUACACAUGCCGAUCAUCGGAGAUCGAGGCGGAUAGGCUCAAGGAUUGGAUUGAGACCGAUCAGUGCAUUGAAGCUUGUGGACUUGAUCGAAAAGCGCUCGGAAUCUCCUCUGACUCUCUUCUUGAGUCUCGCUUCGCUCAAAAGCUUUGCUCUUCUAAGUGCUAUGACAGCUGCCCAAGCAUUGUCGAUCUCUACUUCAAUCUUGCCGCCGGUGAAGGUGUGUAUCUUCCCAAAUUAUGCGAAGCAAAAGGAGAAAUCGAACGUCGUGGAAUGUCCGAGAUCAAAAGCUCUGGAUACGUCGCUCCUGGACCCGAAUCAAUGAAGCCAGUGAAGUUCACUGUUGCCCCAGCAAUGGCUCCUUAUUGAAAUAUUUCACAAAUUCUAUACCUUUAAGUCGGUUCAAUAAAAGUUUUAGCAGCCGGCCUUGAGAGCACAGCUUCACUAUGCUAUGUGCCAAUGAGUCAGUGUGGGCUGGGUCUAUCACAAUUAUACUAUAAUAUCAUAAAAAGUAGUGUGUGAUGACCAAAAUAGAUUUUACUAGGUUUUUUAGAAUGUAAGUUUUUUAGCAGCUAGUAAGUAUAAUCGAGUAAGUAUACUUGCUUGUAACGGGUUUUGGAGA